AGCGGGCCCGGCAGAGCGGCCACCCAAUGGCGGCGGCGCGUAGGCACGCUGGGGGCGGGCUGGGCGCGGCCGACUUUUCCAGAAGGGCUCAGAUUAUCGCUCCCUGCCACGCUGAGCCGGCUCUGGGGUUUCCGCACGCCGGCUCUCCACCUUAUUCUCUACUGGGCCCACCAUGGCGGCCGUGAAGACCCUGAACCCCAAGGCCGAGGUGGCCAGAGCCCAGGCGGCGUUGGCGGUCAAUAUUAGCGCGGCUCGGGGGCUGCAGGACGUGCUGAGGACCAACCUGGGGCCUAAGGGCACCAUGAAGAUGCUGGUUUCUGGUGCUGGAGACAUCAAGCUUACUAAGGAUGGCAACGUGCUGCUUCAUGAGAUGCAAAUUCAACACCCAACAGCCUCCUUAAUAGCAAAAGUAGCAACAGCCCAGGAUGACAUAACUGGUGAUGGUACUACUUCCAACGUCCUGAUCAUCGGAGAGCUGCUGAAACAGGCGGACCUCUACAUAUCUGAGGGUCUGCAUCCCAGAAUAAUAACUGAAGGGUUUGAAGCAGCAAAGGAAAAGGCACUUCAGUUUUUGGAACAAGUCAAAGUGAGCAAAGAAAUGGACAGAGAAACACUCAUGGAUGUGGCCAGAACAUCCCUGCGCACUAAAGUUCACGCUGAACUUGCUGACGUCUUAACAGAGGCUGUAGUUGACUCCAUUUUGGCCAUUAAAAAACCAGAUGAACCUAUUGACCUGUUCAUGGUUGAAAUCAUGGAGAUGAAACAUAAAUCUGAAACUGAUACAAGCUUAGUCAGAGGGCUUGUUCUGGACCAUGGUGCACGGCACCCUGAUAUGAAGAAACGAGUAGAAGACGCCCACAUCCUCACAUGCAACGUGUCGUUAGAAUAUGAAAAAACAGAAGUGAACUCUGGCUUCUUUUACAAGAGUGCAGAAGAGAGAGAGAAGCUUGUAAAAGCUGAGAGAAAAUUCAUCGAAGACAGAGUUAAAAAAAUAGUGGAGCUGAAGAGGAAAGUUUGUGGUGACUCUCAUAAAGGAUUUGUUGUUAUUAAUCAGAAGGGAAUUGACCCUUUUUCCCUAGAUGCCCUUGCGAAAGAAGGCAUAGUAGCUCUGCGCAGAGCUAAGCGGAGAAACAUGGAGAGGUUGACACUUGCCUGUGGCGGAGUGGCUCUAAAUUCUUUAGAUGACUUAAACCCUGACUGUUUGGGACAUGCAGGACUGGUCUAUGAGUACACGUUGGGAGAAGAAAAGUUCACCUUUAUUGAGAAAUGCAGUAACCCCCGCUCUGUCACACUGUUGGUCAAAGGACCCAAUAAGCACACACUCACCCAAAUCAAAGACGCGAUAAGAGACGGCUUGAGGGCUGUCAAAAAUGCGAUUGAUGAUGGCUGUGUGGUUCCAGGGGCCGGUGCAGUGGAAGUGGCAAUGGCCGAAGCGCUGAUGAAAUACAAGCCCAGCAUCAAGGGCAGAGCCCAGCUUGGCGUCCAGGCGUUUGCUGAUGCGUUGCUCAUUAUUCCCAAGGUUCUAGCUCAGAACUCUGGCUUUGACCUUCAGGAAACACUAGUAAAAGUUCAAGCAGAACAUUCAGAAUCCGGUCAACUUGUGGGUGUAGACUUGAACACAGGUGAGCCAAUGGUGGCAGCACAGGCAGGCAUAUGGGAUAACUAUUGUGUGAAGAAACAGCUGCUUCACUCCUGCACUGUGAUUGCCACCAACAUUCUCCUGGUUGAUGAGAUCAUGAGAGCUGGAAUGUCUUCUCUAAAAGGCUGAAUUGAAGCUUCCCUUGUAUCUUCUGAAUCGGGAAGACUCUACAGAAUGAUCCUAAGAAUAUAGCAAUGGAAUUUUGUCCCAGCUGCAGAUGAUUUUCAAAGGAACUUUCUUUUCCCAUUGAAACAGGAGAUCGCUGUCACCUACUCAAAUUCUGAAGUUCUGAAAUUACAAUUACAGUAUUUUUUAAUUGCACUGAAGUGUACACAUAGAGCAGUCUUUUUACUCACCAAACUUAAAAGGUUGUUUUCCUUUAGCUGCAGUGGCCUGAAAUCACAUGUUAGAUAAGCAUAUGUUACCUAUCUUGUUAAUAAAUAUGCCUUCAAAA
Molecule: messenger RNA, 2093 nt
Organism: Orycteropus afer afer
Lineage: Eukaryota; Metazoa; Chordata; Mammalia; Tubulidentata; Orycteropodidae
Gene: CCT6A
Product: chaperonin containing TCP1 subunit 6A
Biological process (GO): protein folding
Cellular component (GO): chaperonin-containing T-complex
Molecular function (GO): ATP binding; ATP hydrolysis activity; ATP-dependent protein folding chaperone
Source: RefSeq, a predicted model, not a curated record